This is a messenger RNA of Elaeis guineensis (African oil palm), 2254 nucleotides long. Its product is annotated as pentatricopeptide repeat-containing protein At5g27460. NCBI's taxonomy places the organism in Eukaryota, Viridiplantae, Streptophyta, Magnoliopsida, Arecales, Arecaceae. Gene Ontology annotation, cellular component: mitochondrion. The record is from RefSeq and is a predicted model, not a curated record. Gene Ontology annotation, molecular function: protein binding.
AUGAUAAGAAGCGCCCCGCCGGCCUGCAUCCGUUUCAGUCCUCUAAGCUCUGAAAUGGCGACGGGCUCUCUCCUGGCCGCCCUUCUCGGGCGAGCCCGUCAUGGAAAUCCCAUGGCUCCAUGCUUCGGGACCGUCCCCUUCGCUCGUUUCGAAAGCCCGAGGCCCUUCUUCUCCGGCCCCUCGAGGGCCGAAGCCGUCGCCAUCGAGGAGGAGCCCGCCGCGCGGCCGGAAGAUCUGAGGAGCCGCCUCUUCCGGCUCCGGUUCCCCAAGCGGAGCGCGACGGUUGUCCUCGACAAGUGGGUUGGCGAAGGGAGGAAGGUCACGGCCUCGGAGCUCCGCCAGAUCGCCAAGGACUUGAAGCGAUCGCAGCGCUAUAAGCAUGCCCUGGAGAUUUUAACAUGGAUGGGCUCUUGGGAUAAUUUCCACCCGUCCUCAGCUGAUCAUGCUGCCAGACUGGAGCUGAUUACCAAAGUCCAUAGUAUAGUUGAGGCUGAGUUAUACUUUGAGAAAUUAUCAGACAGUACUUCAAGGAGGGUUGCAUCCUUCCCUCUUCUUCAUCAUUAUGUGAAGGAAAGGAAUUUAGAGAAAGCUGAGGCUCUCAUGUCAAUGCUGCUGAAUUUGGGGCUUGUUGUGGAUCCUCACCCUUUCAAUGAGAUGAUGAAGCUGUACAUGGCCACAGGUCAAUGUAAAAAGGUCCUUGCUGUGAUCCAGCACAUGAAACGCUGCAAGAUCCCUUGUAAUGUUCUUUCAUACAAUCUAUGGUUGAAUGCCUCUGGUGAGCUGUCCGGUGUUGCUGUCGUAGAGAUGGUGCAUGCGGAGAUGAUGAAUGACCAGAAUGUUGAGGUGGGUUGGAGCACAUACUCAACAUUAGCCAAUAUCUACACAAAGUCUGGUCUCCUUGACAAAGCAUCCGCUGCUCUUAGAACAGCAGAGGACAAGCUCUCUGUGAGGAAGCGUCUUGGCUAUUCUUUUAUCAUGACAAAUUAUGCUGCUCUGGGAGACAGGGAUGGAAUUCUCAGGCUCUGGGAAUCCAGUAAAAGAGUACCAGGGAGGAUUACUUGUGUAAAUUACAUGUCUGUAUUGUUAUGUUUGAUCAAAGUUGGUGACAUUCAAGAGGCUGAGAAGGUAUUCAAGACAUGGGAAAUGGAGUGCAGGAAGUAUGAUAUUCGGGUCUCCAAUGUCCUUCUAGGUGCUUACAUGAGAAAUGGAUGGAUGGACAAGGCUGAGUUAUUGCAUCACCAUACUUUGGAGGAAGGUGGCUGCCCAAACUACAAAACAUGGGAAAUUCUGAUGGAGGGUUGGGUGAAAUGCAAUCAGAUGGAUAAAGCUGUGGAGGCCAUGAAGAAAGGCUUCUCCAUGUUGAAAGCUUGUGAUUGGAAACCCCCUUCUGAUAUUUUGGUGGUCAUAGCCAAAUAUUUUGAGGAGCAGGGCAAUAUUCAGGAAACAGAGAGGUAUGUGAAAGUUCUUCGCCGUUUACGACUCAUGAGUUUGCCAUUAUACAAGUCUUAUCUGAGGGCAUGCAUAAAUGCUAAAAGAGCUGCUCCCAAUAUCCUAGAGAAAAUGGCAAGAGAUGGAAUUAGCUUGGAUGUGGAGACUGGGGAACUUAUUCAACAUGUCAGCAAAUUUGAUGAUAUCAAUGCUUAUAAUGAUUUUUAUUUAUGGUAAGGAGAUUCAUGAUCUUAUUUGGGUUGGAGUUGGCUACAAGCUCCAUGACACAUUUCCAAGACUGGAAAAUAUUCUGCAAAUUAGUUUUACUGUAUCCUCCAUUCUGCGGGCUUACAAAAUAUCUGCUUUUCUGGAAGAAAGAAGUGAGGUCUCAUAUUAUUUUGGAAAACCUACGGCUAUUCACAUUAUGAUAAAGCUUAUUCAUCUGGAGGAAAUUGUUCAGCAGUAACUCCAAGGAGUUCUUCAUCAAACAUUCUGUAGAUUAAUCUGGAGGAGAAAAUUUUUAUGUAUAAAUUGCCCAGCAUUAGCAUACUGAAAGUGUUGAGCUGUCUCUAAGCAGACAUAGCGGAUAAGACAUUCUCUCGGAUGGCCCUCAUAUGUGCCAUGACUUUUUCUUGAGGGGGCAUGGUUUCUUUCACCAUGUUGUGAUCCAGGAGGUCUUUGAUCCAGGCACUGAUCAGAGGCAGGUCCUCUUCAUUGAUGAUCUUGAUUCCAAUGAUCUCUUCAAUCAUUCCAAGCCAAGAUGGCAUCCAACCUGCAAUGAUGUCUACAAACCCUAUUGUUUCACCUCCAAAAAAUUUCUUUUCCU